Molecule: messenger RNA, 4152 nt
Organism: Trematomus bernacchii (emerald rockcod)
Lineage: Eukaryota; Metazoa; Chordata; Actinopteri; Perciformes; Nototheniidae
Gene: elp1
Product: elongator complex protein 1
Exons: 36
Coding region: 117-4079 (1320 amino acids)
Biological process (GO): tRNA wobble base 5-methoxycarbonylmethyl-2-thiouridinylation
Cellular component (GO): cytosol; elongator holoenzyme complex
Molecular function (GO): tRNA binding; protein binding
Source: RefSeq, a predicted model, not a curated record
CUCAGCGUGACGUCGCAGUUGAAGGGUCAGAGAGGCUGAGAUCCACAUGCAUGAUGUUGUUGAUGCUGGAGAUUUAAACACUUCUUUACCGGUGUUUUAUCGAGUCCUGCGGUGAAAUGAGGAACCUGAAGCUUCUGAAGAGUCUCCAGAGCUCAGAGCUGCAGAUCCUCGGCUCCCCGCUGUGUUUAUCUGUUCGCUCUGACACCGGGUCUCUGCUGGUGGCGUCUCAGUUCUGCAUCUCAGAGUACGACCCGCGCACCGGACAGGUGGUCUCUGAGGCGUCUCUCACUGGUCUGACUGGUUUCCUCCCAGAGGAUGGCAGUGGGGGGGUGGUCGGGCUGCAGGAUCUGGCUGAACUGGAGUCGGCCUGUUUGGCCACAGCGGGGGGCGACGUCGUGCUCUUCAACUUCAACACCUGCCAGCUGGAGUGUGUGGGCAGCGUUGACAGCGGUCUGACCUCCAUGACCUGGAGUCCUGAUGAAGAGCUGGUGGUCCUCACUACCGGUCAGGAGACGAUCAUCAUGAUGACCAAAGAAUUUGAGCCGAUCACUGAGGUGGGAAUCCAUCAGGACGACUUUGGAGAAGGGAAGUUCAUCACCGUGGGUUGGGGGAAGAAGGAGACUCAGUUCCACGGCUCAGAGGGGAAAGAGGCGGCGAAGAAGAAGAUCCAGGAGGUUCAGCCGGCUGCAGAUUGGGACGACCGGCGUCCUCGGGUCACGUGGAGAGGAGACGGUCAGCUGUUCGCUGUCAGUGCCGUGUGCAAACAGAGCGGAAACAGAAAGGUCCGAGUCUGGAACAGAGAGGGAGUCCUGCAGGCCACGAGCGAGACCAUCAAUGGGCUGGAGGCGCCGCUCUGCUGGAAACCCUCAGGCAGUCUGAUAGCCAGCUCUCAGCGUCACCCCAACAAACACAGCGUGGUUUUCAUGGAGAAGAACGGACUUCUGCACGGAGACUUCACUCUGCCCUUCAGCAAGGACCAGGCCAAGGUGAAGGACCUGCUGUGGAACAGUGACUCCUCUGUGCUGGCCGUCUGGCUGGAGGACAUGACGGCUGGAGAGGACGGACUGAUCAACACCUGCAUCCAGCUGUGGACGGUGGGGAACUACCACUGGUAUCUGAAGCAGAGCCUGGACUUCGGCAGGGACGCUCUGAGGGCCCCGCGGUGCGUCUGCUGGGACCCUGAACGGCCCCUCAGGCUCCACAUGUUGACCCACAGCUGGACCAGCGUCACCUACGACUGGAGCUUCACCACCGACAAGAGCUCGGGGUCAGAGGGCAGCGACAACGCCAACGUGGCCGUGAUCGAUGGAGAUAAAAUCCUGGUGACGAACUUCCGUCAGUGUGUGGUCCCGCCCCCCAUGUGCUCCUUUGAGCUGCAGCUGAGCUCACCUGUCAAUCAGGUGACCUUCCUGUGCCAGCCGCAGAGGACCAAUCAGCUGGCAGCGCUGACUUCUGACGGACAGAUUUCACUCUACGUGCAAGAUUUAGGAAAUGAUUUGGACCUAUCAGCUGACGGGUUUCGCAGGAUGUCCCGCCCCCUCGUCCUGCAGAAAACCUUCAGAGUGUGUGUGGAGCCUCUCUCUCUGCAGCAGCUCCUCUGGCUGCAGGAGGACCUGUUUGUGUGUUUGACCUCCAGCCUGCAGACGACCUCCAGCCUGCAGACGACCUCCACCCUCAUCCUGCUGCUGCACCCUGACCCCGAUGAUGAGGACUCUCUCUCUGUCAGGUCUCAGGUGGAGGUGGAUGGAGUUGUGCUCAGUCUGGCUCACGGCUCUCAGAGCGGCUCUGUGGCUCUGCAGCUGGAGCACGGACAGAUCCGGAGGCUCCUCUACAAUGGUCCUGAUCCCUCAGUGGAGGAAUGGAGAGAUUCCAGCGGGUGUCUCAUCAACUUCCCGGUUCCCUGCGUCCAGACGGCGCUCUGCAGCAUCAGUGGGGAGGAACAUCUGCUCGGGCUGACGGACAGAUCCCACCUGUACGUCGGAGACACUGAGCUGGCAUCCAAUAUUUCCUCUUUCGCCGUGUGCAACGACUUCCUGCUCAUCACCACACACUCACACACCUGCCGCUGCCUCCACCUGAACACACUCACUGUCAAAGGUCUGCAGGCGGCCCUGGUUUCAGACGGAGGGCAGAACGAUCAGAACGAUGAGACCCUGCGUCGCGUGGAGAGAGGAUCCAGGAUCGUCACGGUGGUGCCGCACGACACCAGAGUCAUCCUGCAGAUGCCUCGGGGGAACCUGGAGACGGUUCAUCAUCGAGCGCUGCUGCUCGCUCAGCUCAGGAAGUGGCUCGACAGUUUAAGGUUUAAAGAUGCGUUUGAGUGCAUGAAGAAGCUGCGGAUCAACAUGAACCUCAUCUACGAUCACAACCCGAAGGUGUUCCUGGAAAACAUCCAGACCUUCAUCACUCAGCUGAACUCCAUCAGCCACAUCAACCUCUUCCUCACUGAGCUCAAAGAGGAGGAUACGACCGGCAGCAUGUACCCCCGCCCCCCCGACAUUAGCCCCGCCCCCCAACCCGUCUCCCUGCAGAAGAAGGUGGAUGUCGUUUGUGAUGCUUUACGCAGCGCCAUGGAGGCGAUGGAUCCCAACAAGUUCUUCCUCUCCAUCCUGACAACUCACGUGAAGAAGAGCGUCCCCGAGCUGGAGGUCGCUCUGCAGAAAGUCCACGAGCUGAGAGUGAACCCUCCAGCUGAUCCUGGGUCUGUGAGCGCUGAAGAGGCUCUGAAGUACCUCCUCUUCCUCGUCAACGUCAACGACCUCUACGAUCACUCGCUGGGAACGUACGACUUCGACCUGGUGCUCAUGGUGGCCGAGAAAUCACAGAAGGACCCCAAAGAGUACCUUCCCUUCCUGAACAUGCUGAAGAGUCUGGAGCCGAACUACCAGCGCUACAGCAUCGAUAAACACCUGAAGCGCUACAGGAAGGCUCUGCAGCACCUCAGCAGGGCGGGCGCAGAACAUUUCCCAGAAGCCCUGCAGCUGGUGAAGGAGCAGAAACUGUACAGUGAAGCUCUGAGACUUUACUCUGCAGACCCUCCUCACUACAAGGCUCUGAGCUGUGUGUACGCGGACCACUUGAUGCAGAACCAGCAGAUGGAGCAGGCUGGCUUGCUGCUCUGGAGAUGUGGAGAACCAGCAGCCGCUCUGCAGGCGUUCGCCAGCGCCUCCUGCUGGAGGAACGCUGUGUGUGCAGCACAGCAGAUCCCCCUGCCUCCUGACCAGAUAGCACUGCUGGCACGAGACCUCGCAGAGAAGCUGAUCGAACAGAGGAGACACUCAGAAGCUGCUCUGCUGCUGGACCAGUACGCUAAAGACUGUGAGGAGGCCAUCUUGGCUCUGAUCACUGGGUCCGUCUGGGACGAGGCGCUGCGACUGAUCUACAUGCACAACAGACAGGACAUCACUGAGACCAACCUGAAGCCUGCGCUGCUGGAAGCUUUCAGCACUCAGAUUGGGUUCCUGGAGGUUCAGGUGGCGACGUUCACUCGACACCGGAUCAGACUCUCUGUGGUCCGAGAGCAGAAAGAGAAACACAGACUGGACAUGCUGGAUGAAGACGGUCCUGAUUGUCCUGAUGCUGAACUUUACUCUGAGGCCAGCAGUGUGAUGACGGGAUCCAAAUAUUCCCACAGUAACUCCCGCAUUUCCUCGAGAUCCUCAAAGAACCGGCGUAAAGCGGAGAGGAAGAAGCUGAGUCUGAAGGAGGGGAGCCCGAUGGAGGACCGAGCGCUGAUGUACGCUCUGGGAGAAAUCCUCACUACUGUGGACAAGAUGAGAGAGGAGGUCCACGGGCUGCUGAAGGCUCUGGUUCUGUUCCACUUUGAGCGUCAGGCGGAGAAGCUGCAGCAGAUUUAUGAAGAGUCUCUGCAGACAAUGGAGGCGGCGCUUCCUGAAGUCUGGAGCGACGGACAGAACAUCCAGACCCCGCUCACUGGACCCAACUCCACCGCUAACAGCAUCAUGGCGUCUUUCCAGCAGCAGCAGAACCCUGCAGCUCCUCAGCAAGCAGCUGCUGAAGUCCUGGCUCCUCCGAAGAUGAGGAAUGGAGUGAAGUGGAAGCUGGCGGUUCUCUCAUAAACAUGUUUUAGUUUUUUUAAAACUGUAAAGUAAAAUGGUAAUUGUGUAAUAAAGGUCUCCUCUUAACAGCUUA